Caenorhabditis remanei is the source of this 453-nucleotide messenger RNA. RefSeq lists its product as uncharacterized. The coding region runs from base 1 to 453 and encodes 150 amino acids. The record is from RefSeq and is a predicted model, not a curated record. The transcript is spliced from 4 exons. NCBI's taxonomy places the organism in Eukaryota, Metazoa, Nematoda, Chromadorea, Rhabditida, Rhabditidae.
AUGAAUUUUGAAUUUAUGCGAACGCUGCACGGCUUCAUCAAUUUCAUUCAAGUCCUGUUUGGAUUCGCUGCUCUUUUUGCAUGCUCUUUCAUUUGGAGGGACACUGAUCUCUACUUUCAAUUCAUUUACAAGUAUUUUGGAUGGCAAAGCGUGAUUCUGGCUAUUUUGUUCUUCACAUGGAUUUUUGCUGUGAUGGUUUUCCUCUCAAACUUGUUCGAUAAGGAUGUUGUUGGAACUAUUGGAAAAUAUAAGCUCCUCAUCCUCUACGUCAUCUGCUUGGUGUGUCUAAUCAUUUCAGCCUCUCUUGAGUCGUGGUAUAUAUCGAGGUCAGGAACUAAUGGAAAAUAUCCGGACCCCGUUUACCACCCACGUUUCAUAGCUGUCACUAUCUUCAAUUGGCUUCUCGUCGUGUCUUACAUUGUUCUCAUAUUAGUCACAUUCUUCUUUGUGUAA